AUGCCUAUCUCCAAGAAGGACAGGAUUCAGCGCGAGCACAAGAAAGCCGACAAGGCUGGCACCCGCGCGCCAGUCAAGGCAAACGGCCUGCCCGUCAAGGCGCCGAAGCCGACGUCCAUCUGCCAGAACUGCCGCCGCGAAAUCGUCAACACCAACAAGGCGCAGCUUGAGGCCCACGCCGCGAGCCACGACGCCACAACAUGGCCCAAGGAGAAGUGCUGGCCCAACGACUUUUGA
Molecule: messenger RNA, 237 nt
Organism: Alternaria ethzedia
Lineage: Eukaryota; Fungi; Ascomycota; Dothideomycetes; Pleosporales; Pleosporaceae
Exons: 3
Coding region: 1-237 (78 amino acids)
Source: RefSeq, a predicted model, not a curated record